This is a messenger RNA of Lathyrus sativus (Indian pea), 1464 nucleotides long. The record is from the annotation of a GenBank genome assembly. Lineage: Eukaryota; Viridiplantae; Streptophyta; Magnoliopsida; Fabales; Fabaceae.
AUGGCCAUGAUCGGUAACGAAAUUUCUCGUCAUUCCUCCGAUAACCUCCAAUCGAGUCGGCUCCCGGUCUCUUCGCCUUGGAACCAGGUAGUUCGCGGCGAAUCGGAGUUUGUUCCCGCCGUUUCUUCAUCGGCGCCGUCGGAGGAACCUUUUCCGUCCGCAACUACGGUCGUUGAUUAUACUAGCUCUGUUUUGGAGACCUCCGAUAACGGAGGUGAGCACAAUGGCGGCACUGAUAAGAGACCUGCUUGGAAUAAACCUUCCUUCAAUGGUGCAGCUUCGGAGGUACGGCCGGUCAUGGAUGCACACUCUUGGCCAGCGUUGUCUGACUCGGCUAAAGCUUUUACGAAAUCGGAGUCAUCAAAGGGUUUGUUAGACGGAUCUUCUGUUCCUCAAUCGCAGGGUAUGGAAAGCACACCUUCUUCCUCUUCCCAGAUGCAGAGACAAGUUGAAGAUCAUGUAAAUUUAAACAAUAUGGCACCAACUCGCCAGAAACCAAUCAAACACAACAGUUCAAAUGCCUCUUCUAACGGGGUCCACACACAGCAGUCUGCCCCCCAAGUUGCUGUAGUUUCAACUGGAUCUCACAACUCUUUUUCCAAAGACCAUACACAGAGAAGUGGGUCAUUGUCCAGUGAUCAUCCACAGCAGCGUAAUUCAUUUAGAAAUCGUAGUAAUGGUCCGCAUCAGCGUGGAGAUGGUUCUCACCAUCAUAACUAUGGGAACAGGCGUGAUCAAGACUGGAAUAGUCGUCGAAAUUUCAAUGGUAGAGACAUGCAUGUGCCUCCAAGAGUUUCUCCAAGAAUAAUAAGGCCAUCCCUGCCUCCUAAUUCUGGACAAUUUAUUCAUCCACAAUCAUUGCGGCCUUUUGGUGGUCACAUGGGAUUCCAUGAACUAGCACCUCCAGUGGUAUUUGUCGCAGCUCCACCUCCACCGCCACCCCUGGAUUCACUAAGAGGUGUUCCCUUUGUGCCUCCAAUGGCACAUCCAGCACUUUAUUAUGCAGGGCCAGACCCUCAGUUGCAUAGUAUGAUAGUUAGUCAGAUUGAGUACUAUUUUAGUAAUGAAAAUUUAGUUAGGGAUACAUUCUUGCGGCAGAAAAUGGAUGACCAGGGCUGGGUUCCAAUAAAACUAAUUGCAGGUUUCAAAAAAGUCAUGCUUUUGACCGACAAUAUCCAGCUUAUAAUGGAUGCAGUUCGAACUUCAUCUGUUGUUGAAGUGCAGGGAGACAAACUAAGGAGGAAAGUUGAUUGGAAAAAAUGGAUCAUACCUCCUCCUGUUCAGUUUCAUAAUGUUGAAACUCCAGGUGUGCUGACUUAUGACGUGCUCUCAGAAGAAGUGCACAACAUUUCCCUAGAGACCACUAUCUAUGCUGGUGCUGGAGGACUAGUUCUACCAGAUAGCAUAAGUACUGGCCAAGUUGGUCAUCAUGACUCAGAUAACUCUAUUUCAACGAGAAAUUGA